CACUGGAUAUCAGAGUCUGAAUCAGAGUUCCUCUGAGCUCAGUGUGGCUGUGAUCCGGAAAACACCCCGAUGAGACACGGACUGAAGUGUGUUUUUAUUCAGAUCUGCGUGUGAAAGCGUUUUGAGAGUGAAACAGUGAAGUCGGAUCUGCAGGAUGACCGAAAUCGACCCAAGAUGCGCACAAGAGCCGCCUCUGGCUCUCCAAGUGAUUUUACAGCUCGACGUUUUCGGGAUCAUCCUUUACGCCGCACUCACUUUCAUGGCCACGGCGUCCAUGCUGCUCUACAUCGAGGAAUGUGUUUAUAUCUACAGGAAAGUUUCCUCCAACAAAAAGAGCGCCAUCAUCUGGGUGAACGGAGCCGCCCCGGUUAUCGGUGCCAUGUCCUGUUUGGGAAUGUGGAUCCCGAGAGCCACGAUGUUCACAGACAUGACCUCAGCCACGUAUUUUGCCAUUGUGGUGUUUAAGUUUCUGAUCCUGAUGAUCGAGGAGUGUGGAGGUGACGAGGUUUUUCUGAAGCAUUCAGCCAAUAAGACGCUCCGGAUCAGUACCGGCCCGUGCUGCUGCUGCUGCCCCUGUCUGCCCCCAGUGCCCAUCACACGGCGUUCUCUGUUCAUGCUGAAACUGGGCUCCUUCCAGUUCGCUCUGCUGAAGGUGGUGUUCACCAUCCUGUCCAUCGUCUUGUGGACUAACAAGAACUACGACGUGGCUGAUAUGAAGAUCAGCGGUGCAGCGAUCUGGAUCAACCCCGGCGUUGGCGUCCUCACCAUCAUCGCCCUGUGGCCCGUCUCCAUCAUGUUCAUGCACGUACGCAACACUUUACGCAGCAUGAAGAUCGUCCCCAAAUACGCCAUGUAUCAGCUGGUGCUGGUGUUCAGUCAGCUGCAAUCAGCCAUCAUUAACAUUCUGGCCAUGAAGGGAACGAUUGGCUGCAGUCCGCCGUUUUCCUCUCAGAGCCGCGGUUACUUGAUGAGUCAGCAGCUCCUGAUCUUGGAGAUGUUCAUCAUCACGCUGGUGACUCGCUUGUUGUACCGGCGUCAGUACGAUCCUGUUCCUUACGGCGACGGCGAUGAGGAGAAGAACCUCGUUCACGUCGUUGAUUCCAACGAACACUGUGGGAAAAAUAAUCAUUAAAUGUUUGUUUUAUUGGCACGACGUCACACUCACACCCGGCGGAACACAGACCUACUGUAUACGUAUGUGUAUAUUUUUGUAUUUAUAAACGUGUGGCUCAUUUUUGACCAAUCAGAUACAGUAUAUUUUUUAAACCAAAAGCACGCACGAGCUCCAGACUGUCUGUAGGUCUGUCCGACUCUUUACACGAGAACAAGAACAACGUUUUACAUCUUAAUGUUAUUAUUAUUACUGUUUUUCACUUGUAGCCCUUUUGCACAAGAAAUGCAGAAUAAAUCCAUGUGGAAUUUGA
Molecule: messenger RNA, 1424 nt
Organism: Tachysurus vachellii
Lineage: Eukaryota; Metazoa; Chordata; Actinopteri; Siluriformes; Bagridae
Gene: slc51a
Product: solute carrier family 51 member A
Exons: 8
Coding region: 155-1132 (325 amino acids)
Biological process (GO): transport
Molecular function (GO): transporter activity
Source: RefSeq, a predicted model, not a curated record